CCUCUCCCUCUCCCUCUCCCUCCAUAGUCUAAUAGUCCAUUCAUACAUCUCCAUAUCCCCACCAAAUUUCGAAAAUUCCCCUUUUCCAAAUUCAUGAAAAUUAAGAUAAUUCCCCGUUGAUGCUUUCGUCGCGUGCUCUCACUUUCACCUGAUAGCUGCUAGGAAAUUUGAAGGGAACAUUUGUUGAUGACUUUUAUGCUGCUGGGGAUACAGAGUUGGACCAUUAGCAGGUCUCUAUUUGCUUUGAACAAUACUUUAUAGUUGUGGGGAUACAGAACUGCUGAUAGUAGAUAUCAUUAAUCAGAUAUCUAUAUAUAUAUCUGCGGUUUCAAAGAAAGUUCUGCCAUGAAUCCCAAUAGUGCUGGUGGUGUAAAAUUAUCACUCUCUCCAAAAUCAACUGAUGAACCGUUUAGUGAAAGAGAUGAACGUUUGUCUAAAUGCAAUGCAUCUGUUGGUUCACAAAAUGAUAUUCUUGUUUCUGCUUUAGACUCUGCCAUCAUAGUUAAGGUGCAUGAACAAAGACAUGAAGAAGGAAGAGACACCAUUAAUAUUGAUGAUGCAUAUGAGAGAAAAUGUUCUGACACUGUAUGCAUGUCUCCAAAUAAAAGCAAUGGGCCCAAUGUUUCAAAAUCACUGAAUCAAGCCAAAAUAUCAGGGAGAGGUGUCACGGUUGCAGCAGUUAAGAAAACACCAGGUCAUCUUAAGAGUUUGAAUAUUACACGCCGGAGAAGAAACAUUUGUAGCAAACCAGCUCAACCAUCAGUUUGGAGAUUGCUGGGGGAUUCUUUAAAUGGUUCUGAACAGAGUGAUAGGGUUGAGAUAAUUCAACAGGAGCCCAGAGAAUCAAGAAGAGCCAUUCGGGGUCAAAAAAGUGAAAAGCAGGAAAGUAAUCAGACAGGUCAACAUUCACAGAAGCCAAUGGGAAAGAAUCACAUUUCCUUGAAAGUUAAAUUUGGUAAUCGUUGCCUGAUGGAUGUUCUUCCUCUUAUUGAAAAUGGCAAUGAAAUAUAUUCUUCAACUGAGAAAGAAUCAUCCAAAUCUGCUGAUGACAUCAGUGAAGAGUUUACUAGAACUAUGGGGCUUGAUGGGCUCAAUGGAAGGUUGGGCAAUUCUCUGAUGCUUUCUGAUGGUUCUGCUUCAAACACAUGCCUAGCUGGAAGCUCUCUUGUUGAAAACCUGGCUAAAGAAUUUUUGGAGUGCCAUCCUGAGUUACCUACGCAAAUGGAUCUUGAUAAAUUGGGAACUCCGGUUGAUAGCAGGUGCUUAGAUCCUGGAACUUCACCUGACUCAGAAGUGAUCAACAUCACUUCUGAUGCUUCAAUUAGUCUAAAAGAUGUAGAAUACUUGCCAGAUAUAAUUGCCAACCAAGAUUGUUUUUCUUCUAGAGAUGUUUCGAGUUUGGAUGCACAAGAAAAGGGCCUCAAAAAAGGAAAGAAAAAAGAUCGGCCAAAGAAGAAAGAUAGGCUAGACAAGAUGUCAGAUAUCAGUGUAAAGGGUGUAAAGGGUAUGUUUCCUGGACUAAAAAUUAUGAAUACUGAAUUCGGUCCUAAUAGCUCUGAUUUUGGCGAUUCUUCUGCUUUAACCACUAUUGGAAAUACAUAUGGUAAUGUGUUUAGUACUGAGUUGGAUUCUGAGGGACUGUUACCUUCAUCAGGAUUGGAUGACUUUGAAAUCUCCAAUGCAAUUUCAGAAUUUGAACUUGGAGAGAAGGUUGAUGUUUGUUGUCACCAUUAUACUGAGUCACCGGAGUCAAAAAUGACAGAGAAACCACUUUCUUCUCCUGACAAGCUCAAACUUCCAAAAAGUAGAAGAUAUCAGGGAGUUGGAAAGAGCCAGCCUGGAAUCUGCAAUUCAUCAACAAGGAGAGAACGUGCUUCUAAACGGAAGGGAAACAAAGAAAUGAUAGUUGGGAAGCAUGAAGAGAAAGAGAAGACUCUGGCUUCAGGUCUAAGUGAAGUAAAAAACGAUCAAAAUACAGAAAACCAAACACCACCUCACCUUGAAGAAAAUGGCUCUAGAAAUGGAAACAUGGGUGUAUGUGUUUCAAACCAAAGCGACACAGGGACAAAUUAUGUGCUGCCAAGGAAUGCUUGGGUUCAAUGUGAUGAUUGUCACAAGUGGAGACGUAUAUCAGUUUCCCUUGCUGAUAAAAUUGAAGAAACAAACUGCAGAUGGAGUUGCAAGGAUAACAUGGAUAAAGACUUUGCUGAUUGCUCGAUUCCUCAAGAGAAAUCAAAUGCAGAGAUUAAUGUAGAGCUUGAAAUAUCUGAUGUGUCUGAGGAGGAAGAUGCUUUUGAUGCACGUCACAAUUGUGACAACUCAGGAAAGAAGUCUGCAGUUGCUCAGAGCUCAACUUGGACACUGAUCAAGUCAAACUUGUUUCUGCAUCGCAGCCGCAAGUCUCAGACUAUUGAUGAGAUCAUGAUUUGCCAUUGCAAACCUUCAGAUGGUAGAAUAGGUUGUGGAAAUGAAUGCUUGAACCGGAUGCUUAACAUUGAAUGUGUUCAGGGCACAUGCCCAUGUGGCGAGCAAUGUUCAAAUCAACAGUUUCAGAGGCGGAAUUAUGCUAAACUGAAGUGGUUUAAAUGUGGUAAGAAGGGGUAUGGCCUACAAUUGCUUGAAGAUGUGUCAAAAGGGUGCUUUAUCAUUGAAUAUGUUGGAGAGGUGCUUGAUAUGCGUGUUUAUGAGGCACGGCAAAAAGAGUAUGCUUUGAAGGACCAUAAACAUUUCUACUUUAUGACACUUAAUGGUAGUGAGGUAAUUGAUGCUUGUGCUAAGGGGAAUCUGGGACGCUUUAUAAACCACAGCUGCGAUCCUAACUGCCGUACAGAAAAGUGGAUGGCGAAUGGAGAAGUGUGCAUUGGGCUUUUUGCAAUAAGAGACAUCAAGAAGGGUGAAGAGUUGACAUUUGAUUAUAAUUACGUACGCGUUUUUGGUGCUGCUGCAAAAAAAUGUGUGUGUGGUUCACCCCAGUGUCGGGGUUAUAUAGGUGGUGAUCCUCAGAAUGCUGAGGUAAUUGUUCAGGAUGAUUCAGAUGAUGAAUAUCCAGAGCCUGUUGUUACAUGUGAAGAGGAUGACAUGCGUGAUGAGUUAAACAACAUUAAAUCCGCAGCAAGUCCAUUUAGAGGUUCAGAAAUGAGAAGUGCUAAGGAGGCUGCAGAAAACAGAGAAGUUUGUUCUGCUGAGUGCUUGAAGUCUACUGAAGUGAGUGGAGACUUACUAAAUAUGUCUGCAUUGAGAGUAGAUGGGGCUGAAAAAGAUCUAGAGCGUUCCUUGUGCUCUCCAGGGGAGCUGGAGGUGACUUCUCCUACUGGAACCCUUAGCAAGCCAUUGAGGAAGUCAAAAUCUGGAAGAGUGGGCUGCAAGGUUCCUCUUGUAAAAACUCCUCGUUCUUUGCAGAAGAAACCUACCAGUGGUGUUGUGAACAUCAAAGCUCCGGCAGAGAUGGACAAGUCAAACAUGCUCCAAGUAAAAUCCAAGAAGCUAGCAGAGGGCUCCUUAAAUGAUCGAUUUGAAGCAGUGGAAGAAAAACUUAAUGAGUUGCUAGACCAGAAUGGUGGCAUAAGCAAAAGCAAAGAUGCAUCAAGGUCUUACUUAAAGCUCCUACUUUUGACUGCUGCAUCAGGGGAUAGUGGCAGUAGUGAAGCAAUUCAGAGCAACCGAGAGCUCUCUAUGAUCCUUGGUGCACUCUUGAAGACAAAAUCAAGGACAGUUUUGGUUGAUAUUAUCAAUAAGAAUGGUUUGCAGAUGUUGCACAACAUAAUGAAGCGAUAUAGAAGGGAAUUCAAUAAAACACCAAUUCUUCGAAAGCUGCUUAAGGUACUGGAAUAUCUGGCAUUGAGAGAGAUCCUUACAAUUGACCACAUUAAUGGGGUUCCUUCUCGACCUGGAGUGGAGAGCUUUAGAGACUCGAUUUUGGCAUUGACAGAGCACAUAGACAAACAGGUUCAUCAAAUUGCAAGAAACUUUAGAGAUAGGUGGGUACCUAAGCCACCCAGAAAAAAUAGCUGCAUGGAGAGGGAUGAUGAAAGGGUGGAGUUUCACACAGGUUCACGCUGUAAUAGGUCUUUGAGUUUACAGAAUCAUUCUGUUGAUUGCUCUAAAAGGCUUUCAGAAACAGGUUGCAUUACUCAAGAUGGUAGAAUGUCUGAUGGAUCUUCUGGUCUUGGUAUAACUAAUGGGACGAAGAAGACCCGUAAACGUAAAAGUCGUUGGGAUCAAGUGCCAGAAAUACAUGACAAUGGUCUGCAGGACAUAGAUGAUGGUGCCCCUCCAGGUUAUGAAGUUCCUCCUGGGUUUUCACCCCUCAUUAAUAAUACCCAAGAACAUUGUACUGGAAACCAACCAGUUAUUGGACAAUCCCAGCAGAGAUUCAUCUCAAAGUUGCCAGUCUCAUAUGGAAUUCCAUUCAACAUAGUGCAGCAGUUUGGGGUACCUCUAAAUGGAAGCUCAGAGAGCUGGGCUAUUGCUCCAGGCAUACCCUUCCAUCCUUUUCCCCCAUUGCCUACUAAUUCCCGUGACAGGAGAGGCGAUACUCAAACUCCAUUGCCUUCGUAUCCCUGUGAUAAGAUUAAUCCUACUGCUGUUAAUACUGAGGCAUUGGCCCAACCUACAAAAACCAGUAUACAGAACUCUCAUUCUUCCAUUCCUUAUCACUCGGCUCAAAACCACCCUCCAAGCACAUCUGGAGCAAACCUGAACCAAGAUGGUGAAAAUGCAGAACUUGAUCAUCAACACUCUGGGGACCCCUAUGGCCUAGGAAGGAAAUACUUCAGGGAGCAAAAGUGGAAUGGUCCAAAACUAGGGCCUCCUUGGCUUCGGAUGAGAAAUGGUAGGGCACCUACUGGGAUAUGCAACAUUGCUGAACAAGGUGCAACAAUGGUUAAUGAAUUUAAAAGUUGGUGUAAUUCAGAGGAAGCCAGCAUUGGAAGGGAAAGAUUGGGGCACCCUUCACAUCAAAGUUAGCUUCAUUUUCCUACUGGAGUUCUGAGGAGCCUCUGAAUUUUAAUCUAGUCCUCCUUUUGUACUCUGGUAAUUUUUGUCACAAGAGAACUGCUUAUAUAUAUAUAUAUAUAUGUAAUAUACACUCAAUUCAAUUUGAAGAUACAGGUCCAACAGGGUACAAUAUUCUUCACAUAGAUGGUUAUCUUCGUAGAUACCUCGAAGAUGUAAACAUUCCUCAUUCUUACAGUUAUUGAGAUUCAAAUGCAAAGGUUUCAAAAUUAACUCA
This is a messenger RNA of Ipomoea triloba (trilobed morning glory), 5230 nucleotides long. RefSeq names its product histone-lysine N-methyltransferase ASHH2-like. The coding region runs from base 346 to 4965 and encodes 1539 amino acids. Gene Ontology annotation, cellular component: chromatin; nucleus. The transcript is spliced from 18 exons. Gene Ontology annotation, biological process: regulation of DNA-templated transcription. The record is from RefSeq and is a predicted model, not a curated record. NCBI's taxonomy places the organism in Eukaryota, Viridiplantae, Streptophyta, Magnoliopsida, Solanales, Convolvulaceae. Gene Ontology annotation, molecular function: histone H3K36 methyltransferase activity; zinc ion binding; protein binding.